CCUCCUUGGAAGAAAGCUCCUCAUAUGUUAUGUCCCAUUGAGAUUUAGAGAAGGGGGAGUGAGAGAAGAGAGGGACUGGGAGUGUUGUGUGAAAAGAGUGCAGGCCAACGAGCGAGACAAAAGAGGCUGUGGCUGCAUUGAAUGUGCCGGCGGUGUGUCCGUCUCUGAAGCCACAAGCUAACCACAUUUUCCCCCCCAUCUCAUUGGCCUUUAUGCUACACAAGGCGAGGAAAAUCGGAGAGGGAAACCAUUUGCGAUAUUAUAAUCGCAGGAAUCGCGAAGUUGAGGACUUGGAAAGAAAGCCUCCUUCCUCGGACCGGGUGUUUCUCCUCUCCUCUCCCCGUCCUUACUACACGUCGAGCGCGGUGCGGUUUGGGGCUGGAGAUAUCACCCAGAACAAAGGAGUCUUGAAGCAAGGAAUGAGCGUACCGAGACUCGCUUUGCCAUUACCUUUGAAAGCGGGCCAAAUGCCUCUCUGAGACCAACAAUAGUACAUUGGCUGCUCGUAUUUUUCGACGAAGCUUUCCGGCCCAAAGGGGAGAAAGAAGAAGGACAAAAAAAAAACGUACACGGAGACACACAAGUCGGCGGCUACAAUGUUUCCUCAAAACCGACCACCGGCGCCUCUUCAGCCACCUCCGGGUUCCUCCGCUUCAGUGGUGGCAGCCGCAGCAGCAGCAGCUGCAGCAGCAUCGGGGGCACCUCAGUCACUGAAACUUACCUACCCAGAAACUCUGGACCGCAUCAAGGAGGAGUUUCAGUUCCUACAGACCCAGUAUCACAGUUUGAAAAUGGAAUGUGAAAAACUGGCUACAGAGAAGACAGAGAUCCAGAGACACUACGUUAUGUAUUAUGAGAUGUCCUACGGCCUUAACAUUGAAAUGCACAAACAGACAGAGAUUGCCAAGCGGCUGAAUGUGAUCUGUGCUCAGCUCAUCCCAUUCCUGUCGCAAGAGCACCAACAACAAGUGGUCCAGGCCAUGGAGCGCGCCAAACAGGUGACCAUGGGGGAGCUAAAUGCUUCGAUAGGGCAACAGCUUCAGGCCCAGCACCUCUCCCAGCAUGUCCAGGGUUUGCCAAUUGGACCACACCCAUCUGGACUGCCCCACCCCGGCCUGGCGCUGGGUGGAGGAUCCGGUCUGCUGGCCCUGUCGGGGGCUCUGGGGGCCCAGCUGGCUGCCAAGGAUGAGCGAGCUCACCUAGAGGCAGCAGCCGCUGCUGCUGCCGCCGCUGAACACCACAGAGACCGUGAAGCUGGACCAAGCUCUCUGUCCAACGGGGAUAAGGGCCGCUCGGCAGACUACCUCAGCAAUGGCAAGAAGAGGAAAGCUGAUGAGAAGGAGUUCAUGACGGACUAUGGCAGCGAUGCAGAUAAGAGUGAUGAUAAUUUGGUGGUGGAUGAGGACCCGUCGUCCCCUCGCAGUGUGCAGUCCUACUCUUCCAGGGAGAACGGCCUUGACAAGAUGCCCCAGUCCCGAAAGGAAGGCCCACCUCAGGCCAGCCCCACCUCCCUGGCCUCCUCCAGCAGCGCCACCUCGCCAUCUCGUGGCAAAGAGCCCCCACAGAGGGAGAAGUCCAGCACUCCAGGUAUGAAACCAGGGACCCCCAUGUCUCAGGAGUCCAACACUCCAGGACCCAGCGGACCACCGCAAUUCAGACCUAUCCCAGGCAAACCAGGUGUAGAUCUCGCUCUGGGUCUAAGGAACCCCCUGGCGGUUCAGGGAGCGUACCCCCCAGGUGCCUUUGGUCUGCCUCCCCCAGGAGUGAAUGGGGACCUGCCUGGGGCAGCGGGUUAUGGUGCUGGUCUUCACUUGGUUUCCCCCCAGAUGAACGGAGCGGCGGUGGCGGCGGCCGCUGCGGCAGGUUACGGACGAUCCCCUGUGGUGGGUUAUGAAUCUCCCCACCCUCACAUGAGGGUCCCUGGGCUUCCUGCCAGCCUUCAGUCAGCUGCCUCCGGAAAACCUGCCUAUUCGUUCCAUGUGAGCGCAGAUGGACAGAUGCAGCCGGUGCCCUUUCCUCCUGACGCCCUGCUGGGCCCAGGAAUCCCUCGCCACGCCCGUCAGAUCCACACCCUGAACCACGGAGAGGUGGUGUGCGCCGUCACCAUCAGCACCUCGACGCGUCAUGUCUACACCGGAGGUAAAGGCUGCGUCAAGGUGUGGGACAUUAGCCAGCCGGGAACCAAGAGCCCCAUGGCCCAGCUGGACUGUCUGAACAGGGAUAACUACAUCCGCUCCUGCAAACUGCUAUCAGACGGACGGACCUUGAUUGUCGGUGGGGAGGCCAGCACCCUGUCAAUCUGGGAUUUGGCCACGCCCACUCCUCGCAUCAAGGCGGAGCUGACGUCAUCUGCACCCGCUUGUUACGCUCUGGCUAUCUCCCCCGACAACAAGGUGUGCUUCUCCUGCUGCAGUGACGGCAACAUCGUGGUCUGGGACCUUCACAACCAGACUCUGGUCAGGCAGUUCCAGGGCCACACAGACGGAGCGAGCUGCAUCGACAUCUCUAAUGACGGCACCAAACUGUGGACGGGAGGGCUGGACAACACGGUGCGCUGCUGGGACCUCCGAGAGGGACGCCAGCUUCAGCAGCACGACUUCACCUCACAGAUCUUCUCUCUGGGUUACUGUCCGACAGGAGAGUGGUUGGCUGUGGGAAUGGAGAGCAGUAACGUGGAAGUGCUUCACGUCUCCAAACCAGACAAGUACCAGCUGCACCUCCAUGAGAGCUGUGUUCUGUCUCUCAAGUUUGCUUACUGUGGUAAAUGGUUUGUGAGCACGGGCAAAGAUAACCUCCUGAAUGCAUGGCGGACACCCUAUGGAUCCAGCAUAUUCCAGUCUAAGGAGUCUUCAUCGGUCCUCAGCUGUGAUAUCUCCCCUGAUGAUCAGUUCAUUGUCACCGGCUCUGGUGACAAAAAGGCCACCGUCUAUGAAGUCAUCUACUGAGCUCUGACCGGCAGAAACAAAACAAACUAAUAACAAGGGGGCGGGGCUGAGACUCCCCACCUGCACCUAUGACUGUACAGAGCAUCUGUGGCAUCGAAAAACACGAGAGAAUCGAUUCCUACUUUGUUGUUUUGUUUAAGUUUGUGAAAGAAAUGAGAGCGAAAGAGGAGCAAGGGGGGCACAAAGUCACAUCUCUGGAAAAAGAAACUCUGAACUUUGUUUUUAAUGAUCUGAGAAUGCUGGUUAGUCUAUAGCUGGGCAAUUGCGGAUUCCUCCAAAGAAAUUUUGUUUUUGUUCCUUUUUUUUGACAAAAUAAAACCUCUGUAGUGAACAUGAAAUUAGCAAAAAUACCCAUAUUUUUUUAGUCUUCGAAUUUUUUCCCAAACAGUUGGACUGCAUCGAGUGGAAAAAGACCAGAUGUGGGACAGAGGAAGUGAGCGAAGGAUUGAAGCAGGGCUGGAAACAUUAAGUGGAAAUAUACGCUCAAUAUUCUGUGCUGUGUAAAAGUCCCAGCCUGUGUCAGUCUGGCCUGGUUUGGCCUGGUGCGGUCCAGCUCAGGCCCCAGCACGUGGCUGCUCCUCUGGGCAGCAGAUGUGUGGCAGAUGGCAGGAUGCUGUGCUGUGCUGUGCUGUGAAGUUCCAGCUCCUUCUUUUCCUCUUGGUUACAUUUCAGCAGCGACAUGAUUGUAUCAUCUCCAAUUCAUACACAACAGAACAGGGCUCGCUUUUCUCCAAAGUGUCCUAACAGUUUUCCUUUGUUCCUUUCUUUAAUUUGUUUGUCUUUGAAAUUAACAAAGCUGGACUUACUCUGAAGAUGCUUUUGGAGAAACCAACCUGGACCACAAUAACCAUAACCCAAAGGACAGAAAACUGAACUCAGUCCAAACAGCUCUCACCAGAUUUUCUCUGGACGUGGCCUCAUCAUCAUCAUCAUCCUUAACACUCUGCAUCAAAGGUGUUUUUCUUUUGUAUUUGCUAGGGCACAUAUGGGCAGACAUUUUUUUUUUCACAGCUGCAUCAUGAACCUUGAACCUUGCUAUAUAUGGACAUGUAAAUAAAGUUCUCUAAAGGCAACAAA
This is a messenger RNA of Labrus bergylta (ballan wrasse), 4022 nucleotides long. It is a transcript of the gene tle2a, whose product is annotated as TLE family member 2, transcriptional corepressor a. Gene Ontology annotation, biological process: regulation of DNA-templated transcription; negative regulation of canonical Wnt signaling pathway. Gene Ontology annotation, molecular function: protein binding; transcription corepressor activity. NCBI's taxonomy places the organism in Eukaryota, Metazoa, Chordata, Actinopteri, Labriformes, Labridae. Gene Ontology annotation, cellular component: nucleus; transcription regulator complex. The record is from RefSeq and is a predicted model, not a curated record.